Molecule: messenger RNA, 3059 nt
Organism: Hyla sarda
Lineage: Eukaryota; Metazoa; Chordata; Amphibia; Anura; Hylidae
Gene: WWP2
Product: WW domain containing E3 ubiquitin protein ligase 2
Exons: 22
Coding region: 79-2310 (743 amino acids)
Biological process (GO): ubiquitin-dependent protein catabolic process; negative regulation of transcription by RNA polymerase II; regulation of monoatomic ion transmembrane transport
Molecular function (GO): protein binding; ubiquitin protein ligase activity
Source: RefSeq, a predicted model, not a curated record
CCGGGUCAGCUGGCGAAGCUGAUGGUCACAUGAUCGAAAGUGCAGGAGGCGGAAGUGAAGAAAACAGGAAGUUAUAACAUGGCAUCUGCAGGCUCAGGACAGGCUAAUGAUGGCCAGAAAUUGCACCUUAAUCUCAAAGUAACAAAUACCCCGCUGCUACUGAACAUACAGACCCCUACAGAGAACACAGGCAGCUUGGAGAGCAGAGGGGAUGCUGAGUGGGGUAAGCCAUGUGCGGAGCCCAGAUCACCUACUGAGGAUGAAGCCGCAGACUCUGAGAUGAUAUUUGAGAAUGGUCACUUUGCUCUAGACAAAGUCAGGGACUAUGAUUCUCACCCCCCAGCUACAGAGAACAGUUCUAGACAGCCAGUUAAAAUCCAGACUGAUGAAAAUGAUGUCCCAGUGAUUGUGAAUGGCGAUCAUGAACACAUUUCUGGGCCAAACACUGUGGCCUCUAUAGGAAACAACUUGACUAGCAGCGUCACCAGUUCUACACCUUCCCCUGGCUUAGGGUUACCGCCUGGGGCAAACGUAGAGUCAUCUGAGUCCUGCUCAUUGCUUUCAACUGCUGCCACCCCAUCAUCAGACGGUUUGCCAUCUGGGUGGGAACAGAGACAAUUGAGCAAUGGCCGUGUAUAUUAUGUGGACCAUAACACAAAGACCACCACUUGGGAGAGACCUCUACCUCCUGGAUGGGAGAAGAGGGUGGAUAAUCGAGGGCGCUACUACUAUGUGGACCACAAUACUCGUACAACUACAUGGCAAAGACCUACUGCUGAAUAUGUCCGCAAUUAUGAACAAUGGCAGACCCAAAGAAACCAGCUACAGGGGGCAAUGCAACAGCUCAGCCAACGUUAUCUAUACCAGUCUCCAGCCAGCGCUCCAGACAAUGACCCACUUGGACCUCUUCCCAAUGGAUGGGAGAAGCGACAAGAUAAUGGGAGAGUGUAUUACGUGAAUCACAACACACGUACCACACAAUGGGAAGACCCACGGACACAGGGUAUGAUCCAGGAGCCAGCACUCCCUCCAGGAUGGGAAAUGAAGUACACCAAUGAAGGGAUCAGAUACUUUGUAGAUCAUAACAAUCGUACCACAACUUUUAAGGACCCAAGACCUGGAUUUGAUUCUGGGGUCAAACCAGGGAGUUCGCCAGGGGCAUAUGAUAGAAGCCGGAGCUUUCGAUGGAAGUACCAUCAAUUUCGGUUCCUUUGCCAUUCAAACACUCUUCCAAGCCAUGUGAAAAUCAGUGUAUCCAGGCAGACGUUGUUUGAGGACUCUUUCCAACAGAUCAUGAACAUGAAACCAUAUGAUCUACGGCGCCGUCUUUACAUUAUAAUGCGUGGUGAGGAAGGUUUGGACUAUGGAGGAAUUGCCAGGGAGUGGUUCUUUCUGUUGUCCCAUGAGGUGCUGAAUCCCAUGUACUGCCUGUUUGAAUAUGCUGGGAAAAACAACUACUGCCUACAGAUAAACCCAGCAUCUUCCAUCAACCCCGACCACCUCACAUACUUCAGAUUCAUUGGACGCUUUAUAGCAAUGGCUCUUUACCAUGGGAAGUUCAUAGAUACAGGAUUCACUUUGCCAUUCUACAAGAGGAUGCUGAACAAGAAGCCAACAUUAAAAGACCUGGAAUCCAUUGAUCCAGAAUUUUACAAUUCCAUUAUGUGGAUCAAAGAAAAUAGUUUGGAGGAAUGUGACUUAGAGCUUUAUUUUGUGCAAGAUAUGGAGAUUUUGGGGGAAGUGACGUCUCAUAAACUGAAAGAAGGCGGUGAAAACAUCCGAGUAACAGAGGAGAACAAGGAAGAGUUUAUCAAUCUUCUUACUGACUGGAGAUUCACUCGUGGUGUUGAGGAGCAGACCAACGCUUUUCUGGAUGGCUUCAAUGAGGUUGCCCCUUUGGAAUGGCUGCGAUACUUUGAUGAGAAGGAGCUUGAGCUGAUGCUAUGUGGGAUGCAAGAGAUUGAUUUAAGUGAUUGGCAGAAAAACACAAUCUAUCGGCACUACACCAAAAACAGCAAACAGGUCCAGUGGUUCUGGCAGGUGGUAAAAGAGAUGGACAAUGAGAAGCGGAUCCGACUUCUGCAGUUUGUGACUGGAACAUGCCGUCUUCCUGUUGGAGGAUUCUCAGAACUGAUUGGUAGCAACGGACAUCAGAAGUUCUGUAUUGACAAGGUUGGAAAAGACACUUGGCUUCCUCGAAGUCACACCUGUUUUAAUAGAUUGGAUUUGCCUCCUUACAAAAGCUAUGAGCAGCUGAAGGAAAAAUUGCUUUUCGCCAUUGAGGAAACAGAAGGGUUUGGACAAGAAUAGUCCCUGUCUGUAUGAGAAGAAUAAUUGGGGAAAUCCUCCUUCAGGUUCCAUAAUGCAACUGUUUCCACAUGAUCUGGAUUUGGAGGAAAGGUGUCCAGUCAUUACAACAUGUUUGUAAUGGUGUCAAUUACUGAUAAGACUCAUGAGGGUAAAAGGCAUCUAACUUGGUGGGCACCAAAGAUCUUAAGUGAUUGGAUAAUCUGAGUGCUUCUUAUAGCUGGUUCUUUUUAAGGAAAUACGAGGACCCUUUACUGAGAAGAGGUCAGACAACCAAAACCUGUAGAGAACCUUUCAGUAGUCUCCUUCUAGUCAAAGCGUCACCGCUUUUCAUGUGUAAAUCCAUGCACAUAAGAUAAUGGAUCAUUAAACCUACUUGUUCAGCCAUAGUGCUGCUUUUCGCUCAGGGAAACUAAGGACUGGACAGGCUAAAAUCCAAUCUUGCUGUCCCAGAUGGAAGAAAUGGAGGGACAGUGUAACUUUUCUCCAUACACGUGAGAUUUCCAAUGGGCAACAUGAAAGCAUUAUUCUGGAGUUAAACAUUAAUGGUUUAUCCAGGGAUUACUACAUAUCCACUUUACUGUUUACACAAGCACAGUAGUUCAUUUGUACUAGUGACUGUGUCUGGUACUGCAGCACAGUCCUAUUCAAGUGAAGGAGACUGAACUGCAGUACCAGGCACAGCCACGUUUUGUUCCGAACGCUGGGUGCGGGCUGCGGGGGUCGUGACGUCACGGCCACUAACCUUGUGA